This is a messenger RNA of Exaiptasia diaphana, 966 nucleotides long. RefSeq names its product adenosine receptor A1-like. The transcript has a single exon. Gene Ontology annotation, molecular function: G protein-coupled receptor activity. Lineage: Eukaryota; Metazoa; Cnidaria; Anthozoa; Actiniaria; Aiptasiidae. Bases 1 to 966 code for a protein of 321 amino acids. Gene Ontology annotation, biological process: G protein-coupled receptor signaling pathway. Gene Ontology annotation, cellular component: membrane. The record is from RefSeq and is a predicted model, not a curated record.
AUGUUAUCUUUUGGAAAUUCGUCGAAUUUCACGUCCGAAUGCAGUGGAUUCACAGGUGAAUAUUACUCGACCAACCCACAAGUUGACAAAUAUUYCGAACUCUUGGUGUUCAACAUUGUUGUUAACGCUAUAACUGCAGUACCGGCUGUUUGUGGUAAUGCAGUCGUCUUAACAGGGAUUCUUAUAACACCAAGCUUACGGAGAACACCUUCUUACUGGCUGAUAGGCAGUCAAGUCUGUACAGAUCUUGCAUUAGGGCUUACUCAGCCUUUGAUAUCCGCUCUCUUUGCGGCAGAGAUCACCAAUGACGUCCAUGUUCGCACCAAGUGUACGUUAGCAGAAGCUAUUUUAUUCAUUUGCUUUUUCAUUUUGUCUGCUACAGGACUUGGUCUUAGUGCCCUUAGUAUUGACAGGCUUUUAGCCAUUCGUUUGAAAACGAUGUACAAAGUUACUGUUACUAAGAAACGCGUUGCGAUAACUAUUGCUGGGCWGUGGGUAUUUUCAUUAACUUUAGCRAUCAUUGCAUAUCAAGUGGACAACCCGAAAGUCAUUGCCAUGAUGUUUUUGCUUUUUGCAUCCAGUUGUGCUAUAAUAACAACAAUUUGCUACGGUGGUUCGAUCAAAGCUCUCAAAAUCCACAUGAAAGAAGUCAGUCCCUCGCGAGGAACCUCACAAACCAAUUCAGCUGCGAUUGAUGCUAAUAAAUACAAGAAAACACUUUGGACGAUGAUCAUCAUUCAGAUUGUACUAGUUUUCUUUGCAAUCCCAAUGUGUGCGUCAUGGAUAUAUAUGUACUUCGAGGGCAUUAAAGUAGAUAGCUUGAUUCUAUUGUUCACAUCGACGACUUUUCUCAAUCUCAAUUCGAGCAUUAACCCUUUUAUUUAUAGUAGGAUGRGCGAUAUCCGAAGUGCGUCCAAAAAUGCACUUAGAAAAGUUUUGCUGUUUUUUACYCGUGGACAUGAGUAA